AUGAGCGAAAUUGCAAAUGGAACGCGGUCUACACGGUUUGAGUGGAGCCUUAUGCGUGUUGGCACCGAGCUGCACACACAUGAACAAGGAGUCGUCAUCAGUGUCCCUCAGGUAUACUUUUUGAUGUAUUGCUUUGCGUGUCGUAUGUCCCGCGAACAAAUAUUGCGCGAGGACUAUACAAAUGAAGGGAAAACUUUGUCAUCUGCAACAACAACAGACUGGUAUAGGUAUUGCCGAGAGGCCGUGGUAAUAUACCAGUUGGACCACCAAUAUGAACAAGGAAAAAUUGGUGGUCCGGGAAAAAUUGUUCAGAUUGACGAGAGCAAAUUUGGGCGGCGGAAGUACAACAAAGGCAGGCGCGUAGAGGGACACUGGGUUCUUGGGAUGAUCGAAGAUGGUAGCGAGGACAUACGCCUCGAAGUAUGUCCUGACAAUCUUCGAAYAGCRGACAUUUUAAUCCCAUUGAUCCAGAAGCACGUGGCUGAAGGAAGCAUAGUCCGGACGGACUGCUGGCGGGCAUAUGAUGCAUUACCAAAUUUUGGGCUCACACGCUUAUUUACAUGGGAUAAUGUGAUUGACGGUGGUCCAAGGAAAUGGACCCAUUCAGGUGUAGAGCUUAGUUUGGAGCCAACGGUUUCAGGCAGAAGAACGUUUCUGCACUUCGAGCACGACGUUUGA
Molecule: messenger RNA, 678 nt
Organism: Bactrocera latifrons
Lineage: Eukaryota; Metazoa; Arthropoda; Insecta; Diptera; Tephritidae
Exons: 4
Coding region: 1-678 (225 amino acids)
Source: RefSeq, a predicted model, not a curated record